AAUUUCUCGGAUUGUUACAACUCAUCUCACUGACGAAUUGUAACAAGAUUAUAACAACUUGACUUCGAAGAUAUGCCGACAUUGCCCUUGAGGAUGCAACUAAGAUUCACGCAAAAAUAACAAAACGGGAAUGCGCCGACACGCAAGCGUCACAUUGCCCACAUGCUAUAAAUGGACAACACUUAAACUAUGAGUGGAGACUUUCGGCGACAAAUAUGAGAUACAGACCAAAGUUCGUGUACAUUGUGUGUUUGUUGUGUGUUCACUAUGUGUGCAGUUUAUUCGUAUACACCCCCGUGGUGGAAGUAAGCCAGGGUAAAUUAAGGGGGCUCCGGAGCUUCUCCGGGCAGAACCGGUAUUACGGGAUCCCCUACGCCGUCAGCAAGAGAUUCCAACCACCAAAACUACCGAAGAAGUGGAGCGGCGUGUACCACGCGGUGUCGCGGUUCGACUCCUGUGCACAAAGCUUCGCGAUAUUUCAACUGGGCGUCGAGGACUGCCACCGGCUCGACGUGUACACGCCAGCCAGUGGUCACAAACUGCCAGUCCUGGUGUUCUUCCACGGAGGAGCAUACUACUACGGCAGCAAGUGGCAUUAUGACCCCGAGUUUCUAGUCAAGAAGAACGUCAUAGUCGUAACAGUCAACUAUAGAUUAGGUGUCCUAGGUUUCUUGUGUUUGAAUAAUGUUGCCAACCUUGGUCUCAAAGAUCAAGUAGCAGCUUUAAGAUGGAUACAAAAGAAUAUAGCGGCGUUCGGCGGCGACCCCGACAACGUGACUAUAUCCGGCUACAGCGCCGGCGCUACCGCAGCAGCGAUGCACCUCCUCUCCAAGCGCAGCACAGGACUGUUCCACAAAGCCAUCCUGAUGAGCGGCGUGCCUCUCACGCCCUGGGCCUUCAACCCGGAGCCGCUCACUCCAGCCUUCGAAGACGCCGCUAAGAUAGCCAAAGUACAAAACGAAAGCGACGUUUACAAUACUUUUCUGACGUCACCCGUGAGAGAUGUACUGUCAGCAACAAAGGGCACAUCAAUAGAUCCUCGGUACUUCAAGUAUUCGCCGUGUGUCGACACUGACUUCUCCGAGGCAUUUUUCCACAACACGCCAUACGACACCAUCACAUCGGGAGACUUUAACAAAGUGCCCAUGAUUGUCGGCUUCACAGACAUGGAGGGCGCGCUGUUUUACGGACUCAAUAACCAAAGAACGUUACAAUAUUUAGACAAUAAUUUCGUGGACAGGCUCCCUUCGGUAUUUUCUUGGUGUUCGAACGAUGACAAAAGAGAAAUAGCCAAGAAAAUACGCUCAUAUUACUUUAGCAAGGACAGCAUCAGUAGUAGAGCCGCCGUCAGAGGUGGCGUGGACUAUUAUUCGGAUUGGAUAUCGUACGGAGCGGUUGACGCGUUCUCGAAGCUGAUGGCGAAGUAUUCGGACGCACCCGUGUAUAAUUACAUGUUUUCUUACAAAGGAGGUCGUAAUUUCGGAAGUUUGAUGUUUAGUGGAAAGCUCGCAGUGAGCGGGGCCACACACUCCGAUGAUCUGUUUUACGUAUUCAAGCCAGGAGGACUGACCUUAGGGUUAAGCAGCAGCGACCGACUCAUCAUCGACCGGCAUGCCACAAUGCUGACCAACUUUAUGAAGGUUGGGGAGCCGACGCCGCACACGACGCCUCUGCUGCCGGUCCGCUGGCCAGCCACCACCGCCAACCGGUCGCAGAUCCUGCACAUCGACCGGCAGCUGUCAGUGAGCGACAUGCCGGCCAGCCACCAGGGCCGGUUCCUGCUGGAACUGCUGUGUGAACACGGCCAGCCGGGCUUCGUGCCCUGCGAGAGUCACAGGAACUGCAACCUGCAGAUCGAUGUGCGAGGCAAUUGGCAAUAAAAUGACA
This is a messenger RNA of Helicoverpa armigera (cotton bollworm), 1887 nucleotides long. RefSeq names its product carboxylic ester hydrolase (gene cce-3). The coding region runs from base 216 to 1880 and encodes 554 amino acids. The record is from RefSeq and is a predicted model, not a curated record. The transcript has 3 exons. NCBI's taxonomy places the organism in Eukaryota, Metazoa, Arthropoda, Insecta, Lepidoptera, Noctuidae.